This is a messenger RNA of Chironomus riparius, 1448 nucleotides long. NCBI's taxonomy places the organism in Eukaryota, Metazoa, Arthropoda, Insecta, Diptera, Chironomidae. The record is from the annotation of a GenBank genome assembly.
AUCGGUUCCUCUUCUUUUUCGCAUCAGCUGUUCACCGGCACAAGAAAUAAAGUUUUAAGAAGACAAAUAAUUUAAAAUUUGUGGUAAUUAAAAUGAGUGAGAAAGUAAAAUUAACAAAAUUCAGUACAUUGCGUGGGUGAGGUUGUAAGAUUAGUCAGGAAGUUUUAAAUAAGCUUCUUGACAAAGUCUACGACGACAAAAAUGAUACACAUAAUGCUGAUUCAAUAGGAAUUGGCCUAGAUUCUUCGAUAAUACCAUUAAAAAACAACAAUUUAUACCUCGUACAAUCAGUAGAUUUCUUCUAUCCACUUCUAGAUGAUGCAUUUACAAUGGUCACAGAAAAAUAAAAAUACAUUUUUGACAUCAUUGAAGAAUGAGCCUAAAGAACAGAGUUCGAAUGGCUUUUAAGUAAGUUCAAGUACCAAAAAAUGUGUAUGAACUUCUUAUCUUAUCAAUGCCUAUCUAUGCCUUAAAUUGUUCAUAACUGGAAAUUUAUUACAGGUAAAAUAGCAUUUGCUAACGUAGUAAGUGACAUUUAUUCAUGCGGCGUCGAGGAGAUAGAUGAGCUUAAGAUAGUUUUGAGCAUGCCCGAAGAGCUAAAUGACGAUGAACGACAACAGGUGGCUGAUGAUAUUGUCAGUGGCUUUCGGGAUAGUGCUAAAUUGGUUAAAUGUCGUCUCACAAUUGAAAGGAUCAACAUUAAUCCUUGGUGUAUGAUUGGAGGAAUUGCCAGUUCUGUGUGCACAAAAGAUGAAAUUGUAUUUCCAACUAAAGCAGCUUCUGGUGAUGCCUUGAUCCUUACAAAGCCACUUGGUGUUCAGUUGGCAACAAAUGCUCCAAUUUGGAUGGCUGAAGAUAAUGAAAACUGGAAGAAGUUGAGCCAGCAUUUAAGUCCAGAGGACAUCGAUGAAGCAUAUCAAAAAGCAAUCAAAUCAAUGUCGACGUUAAAUUAUCUUGGUGCUAAAUUAAUGCAAAAAUACAAAGCUCAUUGCUGUACAGACGUCACUGGAUUUGGAAUUGUUGGACAUUGUGAAAAUCUCUUGCUUUUUCAAGAAAAUGACGUUGAUUUUGUCUUAACGCACAUGCCACUGAUUAAACAUGUCAAGAAAAUGUCAGAAGUCCUUAAUAGAGAGCAGAAAAUGAUGAAUGGAAGGAUGGUCGAAACAUCUGGUGGACUGCUUAUAGCUUUGCCCUCAGAAAAUGCAGAAAAUUAUUGCAAAGAUUUCUUGGAAAUGUCCGGUGACGAAUGUUGGAUUGUUGGACGAGUUGUAAGUGGCAAUAAGAAAACUAUUUUAGAAAAUGUUGAAAUUAUUGAGGUAUAAAUAUUUUUUAUUGUUUUUUAAUGGUGUUAAUUGAUGUGGUUUUGAAGCUGAUAAUUUAACGGUUGUUCUGAAUUUCAAAAAAUAACGAAUUUUCAAAAUUUAAUUAUCUUAACGAAAAAACUGAAC